GGAAGCUCCCCCGCCAGGGGCCGGAGGCUGCUCGCCCCGCCGGCGCCAUCGCGUCCUCUCCCGGGGCUCGGCUCGGAACCCUGGAGCCACGACCACACUAUGAUGAAGCACUGGGGGACUUUGAUGGUGGAAUACGUCAUGAGCCCCCCGAAAAGCUAAGUGUUCUUGUUAACACUCCUCUGUCCCACUGCCUUUUUGGCCAAAUUCCCAGGUUCCGAAUGGCACCUGACACCCUGUUCUGGUGUGAGAAGAAAUGUUCUGAAUCUGGGACCUUCAGGAGAAUGAGAACAAGGGAGUCCUGAGAGGCCCCUGCUCAGGUGCCAGCACUAAGAUAGAGAACAAGAAGUCUGCUGCAAAGCAGAAGAUGUGUGCAGGAUUUGAUGCACAUACAACUAUGCUGGCAGGACUUCCAAGAGCCAUUCCCCAUGACCCUAACUUGAGGGAAAACUCUGCAUGUGAGGGCAGCUCAGAGAGCCUGAUGGAAAGCCUAGCAGGCACAAGCAUAGAGGAGAGAGAGGGAAAUCAGGUGACCGCUGGUCAGAAAGCUUGGAGGGGCAACAAUGAUCCAAGCUUAAAAACUGAGCUGACAAUUCAGAGAGAUGCUUUGGAAGAGAAAGCUCAUACUUGCGAUCCAUGCGACCCAAGCUUUAAACAAAAUGCCGAAUUUAGAAAAAAUCAGAGACUCCCAAGUGUGAAGAAAGCCUAUGAAUGUAAAGAGUGUGGAAAAACCUUCCGAGGGCGAUCCAGCCUUAUUGACCAUCUUAGAAUUCACAGUGGAGAGAAACCCUAUGUGUGUCUUGAAUGUGGGAAGGCCUUCAUGCAAAAUUCAAGCUUUAUUAACCAUCGGAGAAUUCACACCGGAGAGAGACCCUACAAAUGUAAUGAAUGUGGCAAAGCCUUCCGGCAAAGAUCCAGUUUUAUUAAUCACAAGAGAAUCCAUAGUGGAGAGAAGCCCUAUGAAUGUAAUGAAUGUGGGAAGACUUUUAGGGGAAGCUCAGACCUUAUCAAACAUCGUAGAAUUCAUAGUGGAGAGAAGCCCUAUGAAUGUAGUGAAUGUGGCAAAGCCUUCCGAGGUAGCUCAGCCCUUCUGGAACAUCAGAGAAUUCACAGAGGAGAAAAACCCUACAAAUGUCAUGAAUGUGGCAAAGCUUUUAGGUGGAGUUCAUACCUUAUUCAGCAUCAGAGAAUUCACAGUGGGGAGAAACCCUAUAAGUGCUUUGAAUGUGGAAAAGACUUUAGGGGGAGAUCUCACCUGAUUCGACACCAGAGAAUUCAUACAGGAGAAAAGCCCUAUGGAUGUAAUGAAUGUGAAAAAGCCUUCAGGGCUAGUUCAGAUCUAAUUCAACAUCAGAGAAUUCACAGUGGAGAGAAACCUUAUGAGUGCCAUGAAUGUGGAAAAGCAUUCAGAUUGAUUUCAACCUUUAUCAACCACCAGAGAAUACACAGUGGAGAAAAGCCCUAUGAGUGCAUCAAAUGUGGGAAGGCUUUCAGAAGGAAUGCGUACCUGAUUCGGCAUCAGAGAAUUCAUAUGGAAGGAAAACCAUAUGGUUGUCAUGAAUGUGGAAGAGCUUUCAGAGGGAGCUCAGCCCUGAUUGAGCAUGAAAGAAUUCACAGAGGAGAGAAACCCCAUGAGUGUCCCGAAUGUGGGAAAGCCUUUAGGGCAAGCUCAGUUCUUAUGGACCAUCAGAGAAUUCAUAGUGGGGAGAAACCUUAUGCAUGUCAUGAAUGUGGGAAGGCCUUUAGGUGGAGUUCAGAUCUUAUUCAACAUCAGAGAAUUCAUAGUGGGGAGAAACCUUAUAAAUGUAAUGAGUGUGAGAAAGCCUUUAGGAGAAGCUCUGACCUCAUUAAGCACCAGAGAAUUCAUAGCGGAGAAAAGCCUUUUGAAUGUAAUGCCUGUGGAAAAGCUUUUAGUGGGAGUUCAAACCUUAUUAGACAUCAAAGAAUUCAUAUUCGAGAAUAAUCCCAUCAACUAAAUGAAUAGAGAUGAGGACCAAACUUCUGAUUUCAGUGGUAUAGGGAACUCCCAGGUGAGUAAACUCCUUCUGCUGAAACAGAAUAACACCUCUGCAAUUUACUAAAUCUUAGAGGGUUGCCUAAAGGACUAAGAGAUUAAUCAGUUUACCCAAGGUCACAGUCAGGAUGUUCGAGAAGGUCUUCCAGCUCUCCACACAAAUAUACAUUGUGAGUUAUUCCAUCAGAUAUGUGGCUUUUUUACAUUUGGAGUCGGGAAGACAACUUGAAAUCAUGACUUACUAGCUGUGUGGUCCUGGGCAAGGCAUUUCACUCCUGUCAGCCUCAGUUUCCUCAUCUACAAAAUGAGGGUGUUAGAUUUGACGGCCGCUAAGCCUAUGAUCCUAUUGUAUUAGAAUCCAUUCAAUAAAGAAACAUUUGUUAACCAUCUAACAUUUACUGAACAGUUCUAGACACGAGAGAUUCUAAAAUAGGAUGUGGCACUUACAUGAUAGCGGGGAGAUACGGCAUAUAACAGGGAACUGUAAUACAUGAUGACCUCAGUUUUAGCCACUAAGGAAUGGGUGUGUGUGGGUGUGCGUGUGUGAGUGAGUGAAUAAGUGACUAUAGGAGCUCAUUUAACCUACUAAGGUAUGGGAGGGUCAUGCAUCAGUAGAAGAGGGUCAGGAAAAAUGGCAUGAGGAAUGUUUGUGUAGUUGAAGUUCCAAUGGGUGGGAGAAGUAUGAAGCAAGCAUGGCCUCCCAGUUUAGAGAUGAGUUGGCAUCUGAGCCUUGGGAGACCUAGAAAAGCUCCCUGGGUGCUGGACCAACGUCUUUGUAACCUUUCUGUGUGUCUCUUAACUGUAUAAGAAAAGAAUGCUCAAUAAAAACUGUUGAGUUCUCA
Dromiciops gliroides (monito del monte) is the source of this 2853-nucleotide messenger RNA. RefSeq names its product zinc finger protein 501-like. The transcript has 3 exons. The coding region runs from base 365 to 1960 and encodes 531 amino acids. Lineage: Eukaryota; Metazoa; Chordata; Mammalia; Microbiotheria; Microbiotheriidae. The record is from RefSeq and is a predicted model, not a curated record.